AUGUUGUUUCGCCUUCUAUCCGCAACGGGUGCCUUGUGCAUCACUACUGCAGCUGCCGCGGCUCUACCUGCGCCUCAACUGCGUUCUACCACUGGAUCUCAUCAAAUCAACCUCCCUGCUAUCCCCUGCGCUUUCUCCGACUCGACUUGCACUGAAUCCUUCGACUCUGUUUCACAACUGACCAUCGACUUCUCCACCCAAAAUGGCACCCUUCGAGCCAACAAACAACCCAUCUUCCCAGCUACCGUACCGAUGCAGUUUACAGCGGAUCGCAAGUGGGAGUCAUUCGUUCAGCCGGUUCAGGUCUCCUACUCGUUGGACGUACGGCCGCUGCCUGCUCGCCCUGGCGCUGAUCUGGGCGAUAUCUACUACCUCAAGCUCCGGCUUUUCGACCAGCACGGUCAAGCUGCCACGCAGAACUCCAUCGCGAUCAGUCUAAUCAGAGACGCCCAGGGUGGUCUGCAGCUGGCGAUGAUCGACCCGAACGGUAGCCGCGAUUACGGUCACGGAAACCGUGUAUGGCGGAUGAAGGCCUGGAAGGAACAGCUCGAAACAUACUACAACCAUGCCAAGGAGGCCGUCAAGAACUGCGUCAAGCCUGAACACCCGAAGCACGAACAUGAACAUGAACACUCCCACGAGCACCCUCACAAGACGGUUGGAUCUUCUUCGGACUCCCACCCCCACCGCCGUCCUUCCUCCAACAAGUACUACCCCUCAAGCCAGAGCGGCCACUUCUUCUGGACUGGACGUGAACAGAGCAUCAUGAAGAUCGCUCGUCCGGUCAUCCUCCCCGCCCUGAUGGGAAUCAUGGCUGGUGGAGUUGCCUGCAUUGUUGGAUUCCUGCUGGGUCGUCUCAUCAUCUCUAUCUACUUGUGCGCGGCGAGCCGCCGGCAGCAGCAGCAGAACAUUCCCAUCAUCCGCAUCGAAGAGGGCGAGCCUAUCUCCGAGAAGGAAGCCCUUCUUGAACCCUACAGCGAUCAGGAACCUAGACGCGCCAAUCAUUCCCAUGAUCUUUCUCUCUUUCAUUCCUUUCCUUACGUUCUCUUUCUCUCUCUCUUUACCCCUGACGUUCACCUGUACAUUACAGCCCUCUCCUUGUGUCUCUGUGUCGACGUUCAUGAUAUCCAAUGUAGCAUAGCAUACAUACCCACGUGA
Messenger RNA from Aspergillus niger, 1158 nucleotides. RefSeq lists its product as uncharacterized. The record is from RefSeq and is a predicted model, not a curated record. The transcript has 2 exons. Lineage: Eukaryota; Fungi; Ascomycota; Eurotiomycetes; Eurotiales; Aspergillaceae. Bases 1 to 1158 code for a protein of 385 amino acids.